Messenger RNA from Zalophus californianus (California sea lion), 5342 nucleotides. It is a transcript of the gene TLK1, whose product is annotated as tousled like kinase 1. The transcript is spliced from 21 exons. The record is from RefSeq and is a predicted model, not a curated record. Gene Ontology annotation, biological process: peptidyl-serine phosphorylation; intracellular signal transduction; chromosome segregation. Lineage: Eukaryota; Metazoa; Chordata; Mammalia; Carnivora; Otariidae. Gene Ontology annotation, molecular function: protein serine/threonine kinase activity; ATP binding. Gene Ontology annotation, cellular component: nucleus. Bases 542 to 2689 code for a protein of 715 amino acids.
CCGCCGCCGCUACCGGAGGCGCAGGAGCCUCGCGAUAGUGUUUGCACAGGCGGCGCGUGACGCCGCCGCCGCCUGUAACUGAUGCAGAGGUUACCCCGCCGCCUCAGCCGCCACCCACCGCCCGCCGCCGCCGCCGCCACCCAAGCGACGCCGGGGGCCGACGCACUGCAGAGGUGCCGGCAGGUUCCGCUCGCGGAAGUGUCCUCGGCCGGCGCAGCCCGCGCUCCGCCUGCACUCCAGCGGGCGCCCCCUCGACGCCUCCGCCGCCGCGCUUCUUCCCUCCGCCUCUUCCCCGGCGCGCCCGCCUGCUCCCUCGCUUCUCCCCCUUUUCCUCCUCCCCGUCCCCUCUCCUCCCCUCACCUCUUCCCUCCCCACCUCCCCCCCUUCUUGGUUUCCUCCCCCAUCCCCUUGACUCUCCCCUCCCUGCCCUCGCUCCCUCGCUCGCCCUCAGCGCGGCCCCCGCCAUGACGGAGGCGGGUGCCGGUGCCGUUGCCGCCGCUGCCGUCGCAGGGGGGGAGUCGGGUUCCCAGAAAGUAGCUUGAUGAGUGUCCAAAGUAGCAGUGGAAGUUUGGAGGGGCCGCCAUCUUGGUCCCAGCUCUCCACGUCUCCAACCCCGGGCUCGGCGGCGGCGGCCAGGUCCCUGCUGAAUCACACGCCGCCAUCCGGGAGGCCCAGGGAAGGUGCAAUGGAUGAGCUUCAUAGUCUGGAUCCAAGAAGGCAAGAAUUAUUGGAAGCUAGGUUUACAGGAGUUGCAAGUGGGAGCACUGGAAGCACUGGCAGUUGCAGUGUUGGAGCAAAAGCCUCAACAAAUAAUGAAAGUUCUAAUCACAGUUUUGGAAGCUUGGGAUCUUUAAGUGACAAAGAAUCUGAGACACCAGAGAAGAAACAAUCGGAAUCAUCCAGAGGAAGAAAGAGAAAAGCAGAAAACCAGAAUGAAAGUAGUCAGGGAAAAAGUAUUGGGGGACGUGGCCACAAAAUUAGUGACUAUUUUGAAUACCAAGGUGGGAAUGGCUCAAGUCCAGUAAGAGGCAUACCUCCUGCGAUCCGUUCUCCUCAAAAUUCACAUUCACAUUCCACUCCUUCUUCAUCUGUUCGACCGAAUAGCCCUUCUCCUACUGCGUUAGCUUUUGGGGACCACCCUAUUAUACAACCAAAGCAGUUAUCCUUUAAAAUUACUCAGACUGAUCUCACAAUGCUGAAAUUAGCAGCAUUAGAAAGUAAUAAAAACCAGGACCUGGAAAAGAAGGAAGGUCGUAUAGAUGACUUGCUCAGGGCUAACUGUGAUCUCAGACGGCAGAUAGAUGAACAACAAAAAUUACUUGAAAAAUACAAAGAACGAUUAAAUAAGUGCAUAUCAAUGAGCAAGAAGCUGCUUAUUGAAAAGAGUACACAAGAAAAACUGUCAAGCAGAGAGAAGAGUAUGCAAGACCGAUUACGCCUUGGGCACUUCACAACAGUUAGACAUGGUGCUUCAUUUACUGAACAAUGGACAGAUGGUUUUGCGUUUCAGAAUCUUGUGAAGCAACAAGAAUGGGUGAAUCAGCAAAGGGAAGAUAUUGAAAGGCAAAGGAAACUUCUAGCCAAACGCAAACCUCCCACAGCUAAUAAUUCUCAGGCACCCUCUACCAAUUCUGAACCAAAACAAAGGAAAAACAAAGCAGUCAAUGGAGCAGAGAAUGAUCCCUUUGUUAGACCCAAUUUACCACAACUGUUGACUUUGGCAGAAUAUCAUGAACAGGAAGAAAUUUUCAAACUUAGACUAGGACAUCUCAAAAAGGAAGAGGCAGAAAUCCAGGCAGAACUUGAACGUUUGGAAAGAGUCAGAAAUCUUCACAUUCGAGAGCUCAAAAGAAUAAAUAAUGAAGAUAAUUCACAGUUCAAAGAUCACCCAACGUUAAAUGAAAGAUAUUUGUUACUUCAUCUGCUUGGUAGAGGUGGCUUUAGUGAAGUGUAUAAGGCUUUUGACCUCUAUGAACAAAGAUACGCUGCUGUGAAGAUCCACCAGCUUAAUAAAAGCUGGAGGGAUGAGAAGAAGGAAAACUACCACAAACAUGCCUGCAGAGAGUAUAGAAUACACAAAGAACUGGAUCACCCUAGGAUAGUUAAACUCUAUGAUUAUUUCUCCUUGGAUACAGAUACGUUUUGUACAGUAUUAGAGUACUGUGAAGGCAAUGACUUGGAUUUCUAUCUGAAGCAACAUAAAUUAAUGUCAGAGAAGGAAGCUAGGUCUAUUGUAAUGCAAAUUGUAAAUGCACUAAGAUAUCUCAAUGAAAUCAAACCCCCUAUUAUACAUUACGAUCUUAAGCCAGGAAACAUCCUUCUGGUAGAUGGCACAGCAUGUGGAGAAAUCAAAAUCACUGAUUUUGGUCUGUCCAAGAUCAUGGAUGAUGAUAGCUAUGGUGUAGAUGGAAUGGAUCUAACUUCUCAGGGGGCAGGCACUUACUGGUAUUUACCUCCUGAGUGUUUUGUAGUUGGAAAGGAACCACCAAAGAUUUCCAACAAGGUUGAUGUGUGGUCAGUCGGCGUCAUUUUCUUUCAGUGUCUUUAUGGUAGAAAGCCAUUUGGUCACAAUCAAUCACAACAAGACAUUCUUCAAGAAAAUACAAUAUUAAAAGCCACCGAAGUCCAGUUCCCUGUAAAACCAGUUGUAAGCAGUGAAGCAAAGGACAAGGUUGAAAACUAUUUGUGAACUGAAGUUCUUCAUAGCAUCAUUUGUAUGAGAGUGGAUCAUGGACCAUGAAUAAAAUGUACACUUUUGACUAUGACCUUGAACAGUGAAGGAUGACUGUUGCACAGAAACAGGAAUACCAUGUUAAGAAAAAUUGGGGGAACACUGUAAAUAACGUUUAUAAUACUUAAAUACAGUUGGUUGUUUAACUAGAGAGUUCUAAUAUGAAGGGUAGUUUUUCAUUAUUUAAAAACACAUGGAAAAAAUAUUUCUAACACAAGAACUAUAGUGCCUGGAUUCAUUCUUCAGCAUUCAGCAGUUAAUCUGCUGAAACCAAAGUAAGAACUGAAUGACAUUUGUGUUUUAUAGAAUGAGAGAGAAUCUUUGGACUUUGGACAAAGUUAGAUUUUGUCACUUGCCUAUUCUGGCUCUUACCAAGUUGUACCUCAAAACCGCGUGUCCAUUUUUGUUUUUGUUUUUUUUUCCCACUAGUCAUAUUAACAGGAGAGCUGUUAUUUCUAGAUACUUUACACCUUUGACAAAUGAGCUGCUUGUUUUAAAAAUCAGUUGAAUUCACCAAAUAUCUCUGGUGUUUUCAACAUGUUUGAAUUAAGAUAUUUUCCCUUUGUUACCAGGCCUUGUUCAUAAACAAGUGACAGUAUGUAACCAAAUGCAGAUCAGACCAGUUCUAUGCAGGAUAAUGAUAAAUUCCCUUCUAGCUCUAUUGUAAAUUGUUGUACAGAUGUUGUAUUACAGUUACCAAGUUUCAGCAGCUUAUUCUUGUACAAAUGUUUAAAAAUAUGGCUUUUCUAAUUGGAUAUUGUAUUUUUUUUAAGUCUUCUUGAAGGCGCUUUAAUUGCUGCUAAAUGAUGUUGCUUCUAUGCUAAAAAAUCUAAUGACCUCCUUAAAGGUGCAAGUUGACUGUACAUAUGUCAUAGAGAGAUAUUAAAGGCUGGCAUUCAUUAACAAUCAAGGCAUGUAAAAAUGAUCCAUCUUGGACAUAUAGGGUUCACUAAAUCAGAUUCUUGGGUUCUAGGGCUGGGGAGCACAUAGAUAACUAGAUUUAUAAAUUGUUCAUGUUUAUCCUACGUUUCUAGAAGGUUCUUAUCAGAAAGGUGAGAUGAUGGUCCCCAUAAAUAAGUUUCUUGUGGUUUGUACAGAUUUGUUAAAAUGUGAACAUUUUCUAACUGCCUUGUAUGGUAGAAACCAUUAUUUUUCAGGAUGUUAUAUUUUACUCCUGUAAGAAUUAUUUGUCACAUUCAUAAUGCUGAUACUUACAUGUAAGUUGUCCAUGUUGCCGAAAAAGGAGGUGAUAACCACAGAUUCUCCUUAAUAUUGUACAGUUAAACUGUGGCUCUUAUUUCUCAUGUUGCAAGCCAUUUUGUUUCAUUGUACAUAUAGACACAUUGUCUCUUUAAGAUGCUGCUGAAAUUGUAGAGAAUGUAGCCAAAACAGUAAUAAACAAUGACAAUUAAAAUUUAAGGACUAUGAAAAUUACAUUUCAAGGGAGCUUUGAAGAUUUAGGAUAUUGAUUGACUAGGCUCCUUAAGAAUCAACUCCAUGAAUUCUUUAAGUAUACUUCAAGACAGGUAUCAAGUGCUUCAAGCUGUUAAAGUAAACCUAAUAAUCAUUAUCACUGGGUAAGUAACACAUAGCACUGUGAGGAGUGGCCUCGGGGGUAUACCUGCUCUUCUGUAGAUUAAGAUAGAAAUCCUAUUUUUCAAAAAUACUGAUACGGUAAUGAAAUGUUAGCAUUAAUUGAGUGCUUUAGGUGCUGCCUACAAGUUUUUCAGUUUUGUUGUUUGAGUUUUCAUCUUUCCAAAUCAUUAAGUACUGUGUUCAUAUAGUAAUUGUCAUUUAAAGUCCUGCAUUAAAAGAAAAUGCUCGGUUUUUAAAAAUUUCAGUGAGAUACUCAGUGGACAUGUACAUCUAAUACUAGGUGGAAUAAGUGGUGUUGACUAAGUCACUGCAUUACCAUACUCUUUUCAAAUGAUUGAAAAUGACUGCUAGCGUGGAAAUGCAAGAAAACAAGCCACAGCAGGAAACUGCUUCCCUGGUUUCCAAAGAUGUAUACGAGGUAAAUCAACUUAGACACCUACAUUUUCCCCAAAAAUGCUAUAGAUUUUGGGUCGUAGGCCACUAACCCAACAGGUACAAGAUGACUAAAGGAGCCAAACUGAAUCAUUUACUCUUCCCUUCACAUGGGAAAUGGGGGUCUAUCGCUGAAUAAUUUCAGUCACUGUCUAUCUUUGGCUCUAAUAUCUUCUGAAGCUUACAUUGGUUUUGGUCUCCUGAAUUCUGUCCUCAGAAUUAAAGCAUGUCUUCUUUCCCUAAGACAUGAGCCAAGGGUCUCCCUUUAGGAAUCAGCACUGAUGCAAGGUAAAAUAUACAGUUUUUGCAUAUAAUUUAAACAUCUUUCUUUGAUGUGAAUUAGCUGUAGUGUAUGCAUGUUGAGAGGAAGUGUAGAAACCACCGUAAUUUAUAAGUCGGGAGUUGAGUAGAUUUUUGGUUUUUGUUUUUCAAAAGUAGAGUCAGGUUUAUUUUCUGUCAUCCUCUUCUGCUAACAAAACUCUUUCAGUUUAAAUGGUACAUAAAAUGUGAACACAUAUUCUAUAAAUACCUUAUUACACGAAGCCAAAAUGAUGGAGAGUUUCAGCGAAACAUUUAAAGACUA